AUGGCGGCAUCUUCAUUCCAUCCAUUCCCGAGGCUACCAACUGAGCUUCGGCUCCAGAUUUGGACUGCAGCUUGUCUUUGUCACCAUCCAUCUGAUUAUAGAAUACACUAUAUUGAUGUUGAACCCACCUCUACCGAAGGCACACUCUCUCCUUCUUACGAAUUCACGGCGCGUCUUGCAGAGGGAGACAACGACUCCGCCUGCUUGAUGAAUGGGGGACUAUGGAAAGCCUGCAAAGAGUCGCGGGACGUCAUGAUACAACAUUCAAGGAUCGACGACCAUGAUUGCGCAAAAAUCGAUAUCCUUGGAAAUACAGAGGACUGGUAUUUGCCUGUGUGUGCGGGGCAUGAUAUCUUUUGCAUCAAGUCAAAGAGCUUUAAUACUCCUGAGGACCAUGAUGAGGCUUGGCAAAUACAAAUCCCAGGCCUGAGCCCUAAAGGAUCGCAAAUGAUGGAUAUCGACAACAUUGCAUUUGAGUUUGACGAAUCUUGGAACAGAGACAUGCCGAAAAGUUACUAUGGUCUCAUGUGGGAGAAGUCUACCCGGGGAUUUCUCUCCUGUCUUCUUUACAACAAAUCACGCCAUGGAAUGACAACGCCUAACAUUUGGAUCAUUUUGAAGACAUUUGACCACCAUAAGGGUUCCCGUACCGCAUGGCAUCAUUACGAUACAGAAUAUGUCCAGAUCAUCCCGCAGUUUCCAAGUCGUCUCUGUCUCGGGACACGUGAUUUCGAUGGAGUCCUUGAAAACGCCAAAACGUUUAUAAGUACUCUCGAUGAUCUUUACAAGGCCAACGAAAAUGGGCAUGGCAAUUUUCACUGGUGUCCGUGUCAAGACUACGAUGAGUUUGAAAUAUCCAAAAAUGUCGUAUUUCUUGCUUCUCGACGUCGACACAUGCAAAACGACUUUUCUACAGACAGGGCUGGUUGA
Molecule: messenger RNA, 930 nt
Organism: Fusarium tjaetaba
Lineage: Eukaryota; Fungi; Ascomycota; Sordariomycetes; Hypocreales; Nectriaceae
Product: tetracycline resistance protein s
Exons: 1
Coding region: 1-930 (309 amino acids)
Source: RefSeq, a predicted model, not a curated record